UAUAUUGAAUACUAUUUUUUUUUCUUUUUCUAAGCCCCUAAAAAUAUGAAAUUCCACUACGCCAGAAACAUCCAGCAACGAAUCAUCAACCUUACUCAAAACCAAACCAACAUUGCAAAAGGUAGCAAAUUUAUCACUGAAUGCAACGUUAAGAUUUCAGAAAAUGGACGAAACGGUAACGUUAAUGCAGCAGAAACAAUCUUCAAUAGAAUGUCCCAAAAGAAUAUUGUCACUUGGACAGCCAUGCUCACUGUCUAUGCUCAAAAUGGUCAAAUCACAACUGCCCGCAAACUGUUCGAUGAAAUGCCUGAACGAACAACCGCUACUUAUAAUGCCAUGAUCUCCGGUUAUAUCCGUAAUGGUUGUAAUGUUACUAAAGCUUACGAGCUUUUUACCUCAUUUCAUGACCGAAAUGAGGUGUCAUAUGCUGCUAUGAUCAUGGGAUUAGUUAAGGCAAGGAAGUUUGAUUUGGCUGAGAAACUUUACCGUGAAGCUCCACAUGAGUUUCGUGACCCGGUUUGUUCAAAUGCUUUGAUAAAUGGGUAUUUGAAAAUAGGCGAAAUGAAUGAAGCUUUGAGGGUUUUUGAGAAUGUGGGUGUGAGUAAGAGGGAUGUGGUUUCGUGGAGUGCUGUGGUUGGUGGUUUGUGUAGAGAUGGCAGGAUUGAUAAUGCUAGGAUGCUGUUUGAUAGAAUGCCGGAGAGAAAUGUGGUUUCUUGGAGUGCGAUGAUUGAUGGGUAUAUGGAGAAAGGUUUAUUUGAAAAUGGGUUUGGUUUGUUUUUAGAUAUGAGGAGGGAAGGUGUUGUGGAGGUUAAUUCGACUACUAUGACUAUUAUGAUUAAAGGGUGUGGAAAUUGUGGUCGGGUGAAAGAAGGAAUUCAGAUUCAUGGAUUGGUUUCAAGGUUGGGAUUUGAGUUUGGUAGUGUUUUAAGUAAUACCAUUAUUACUAUGUAUUCGUUAUUUGGGUAUACUGACAUGGCAAAGAAAGUGUUUUCUGGUAUGGGUAAUAAAGAUUUAGUUACUUGGAAUUCUUUGAUUUCUGGAUAUAUUUAUAACAAUGAAGUGGAUGCGGCUUAUGAAGUUUUUGAAAGGAUGCCGGAGAAGGAUUUGAUUUCUUGGACGGCCAUGAUCAGGGGGUUUGCAACGGAUGGAAGAAUUGGAAAAGCCGUUGAACUGUUUGAUACGUUGAAAGAGAAAGAUGAUUUUGUUUGGACAGUUCUUAUAUCUGGUUUUGUGAGUAAUGAGGAGUAUGAGGAAGCUUUGCAUUGGUUUGUUCGGAUGAGCAGGGAACAAUGCAGGCCUAAUCCUUUAACUAUUAGCAGUGUUCUUUCCGCUUCGGCUUCUCUGGUGGCACUGAAUGAAGGGCUUCAGAUUCAUUCACAUGUUCUGAAGAUGAACCUGGAAUAUGAUCUUUCAAUACAAAAUUCACUUAUAUCAUUCUAUGCCAAAUGUGGAAACGUAACCGAUGCUUACAAGAUCUUCGUAGACGUUGUUGAACCGAAUGUUGUCUCUUAUAACUCAGUCAUCAAUGGUUUCGCACAAAAUGGCUUUGGUGAAGAAGCUCUCAGUAUGUAUAAAAGAAUGCAGAAUGAAAGCCUUGAACCCAACCGUGUUACUUUCCUUGCUGUUCUUUCAGCCUGUACUCAUGCAGGACUGAUUGAAGAGGGAUGGAAUUUAUUUAAUACAAUGAAAUCUCGUUACGGAAUUGAGCCAGAAGCUGAUCAUUACGCAUGCAUGGUUGAUCUACUCGGCCGUGCUGGUUUGCUUGAUGAAGCUAUUCAUUUUGUCCGUUCAAUGCCAUUAGAGCCGCAUUCUGGUGUUUGGGGAGCUCUUCUUGCUGCAAGCUGUGCUCACCAACGAAUUGACCUUGCCAAGCUUGCAGCUCAACAUAUUACCGAGCUUGAGCCUGCAAAUGCGACUCCUUAUGUGGUAUUAUCCAACACGUAUUCUGCUUCUGGACAAAAGUUUGAAGGCGACUUAGUAAGGAAGACCAAAAAUUUAAAAGGAAUUAAAAAAAGUCCAGGUUGUAGUUGGAUUACUAUUAAAGAUAAGGUUCAUCUGUUUCUCGCAGGGGAUCAAUCACACGUGAAUAUUGAAGAGAUAAAAGGCAUAAUAUUGACUAUAGAUAAAGGGAUGCAGUGGUUGUAUUAUUGUGAACACUGAAUUGAAGUCUCAUGGUGUUCUUUUUUACCCACAGUAUUUAUUAGUACUAACCCUGUUCCCUUUGUAAAAGAUAGUCCAUGAAAAUACUGCUAACAUACCGUAAUAGGCUUCAAUUAAUAGAAGUUGAGGAGAAGAUACUAGAUAGAUCCUCAGCUGUUGGGCCUCUGAUGCCAUUGCCAUAUGAAAAAUAGAUCAGUUUACCCAAAAGAGUUGUAAUGAAUCCCACGUGAUGUAUAAGAUCCAGUUGCAGCCAAGGAAACAUCCAAGAAGCAAGAGCAUUGACCAGAGGCUUACAUCACAUGUGGGUCUUGCCUAAUAAAACAAAGAAGUGGAAAGAAGAGGAGUGCUUUAUAUUAAGUUAAAGAGAGUUUACAAGAAUAUAUGAAUCUGAG
Molecule: messenger RNA, 2552 nt
Organism: Medicago truncatula (barrel medic)
Lineage: Eukaryota; Viridiplantae; Streptophyta; Magnoliopsida; Fabales; Fabaceae
Product: pentatricopeptide repeat-containing protein At1g53600, mitochondrial
Exons: 3
Coding region: 46-2160 (704 amino acids)
Biological process (GO): RNA modification
Molecular function (GO): protein binding; RNA binding
Source: RefSeq, a predicted model, not a curated record